AUGACCAUCAACAAGGCAAUGUGUGACUUAGGGGCUAGUAUCAAUCUGAUACCUUCCUCUCUAGUGAAAAAGCUAUGCAUAGAAGAAAUGAAACCAGUACAGAUGUCCUUAGAAUUGGUGGACAAGUCAGUGAUAUGUCCCAGGGGUGUGAUUGAGAACCUUCUAGUAAAGGUAGACAAAUUCAUAUUCCCUGCUGAUUUUGUGGUCUUAGAUUCAGAUGAAGAUGAAGGUGAUUCCAUCAUAUUAGGAAGACCAUUCUUGGCCACUGCUAGGGCCAUUAUAGACGUAGAGAAAGGAGAGUUGACUCUCAGAAUGCAUGAUGAAAGCGUCACCCUGAAUGUAUUUCCGAAAACACAACUCAUUGAUGAAACGAAGGAGUGCAUGGAAACUGACAAAGAAGACUCACAGUGGAAGGAAGGAAUCAGCAAGAUGAUCAGUAGUUAA
This is a messenger RNA of Arachis duranensis, 444 nucleotides long. RefSeq lists its product as uncharacterized. The record is from RefSeq and is a predicted model, not a curated record. NCBI's taxonomy places the organism in Eukaryota, Viridiplantae, Streptophyta, Magnoliopsida, Fabales, Fabaceae. The transcript has a single exon. Bases 1 to 444 code for a protein of 147 amino acids.